AUGCAAAUAGCAAAGACGGAGAUUCUUAGACUUUAUAAAAAUCUAAUGUUAUAUUCCAAGUCUCUUAAACUGACAGAUCCAAGUUACUUUAGAAGACGAGUUGCAAUUGAAUUUAGAAACAACAGGUCCCUUACCAAAAUCGAAGAUAUAACAUUUGCAUAUAAAAAGGGACAGGCAUUGCUGCCCUUUAAACAUACAAUAGACUACUCAAAAGUUCCAAAAAUAAAUGAGUGUGAUUUAACUGAAAAUUUUGUUAGAGGCAGUGGUCCAGGAGGUUCUGCUGUCAAUAAAAAUUCAAACUGUGUAGUUCUUACUCACAUACCAUCUGGAACAGUUGUAAAAUGCCAUAUAAGCAGAUGUCAGGACGAAAAUCGGAAAUUAGCUCGGGAAAUGAUAAUUGCCAAACUAGAUGAAGACUUAAAUGGCGAUAAUAGUGUAGCAGCUCAAAAGAAAAGAUUACAAGAAAAGAAGUACAAAAAAUCUGAGUAUAAAAAACAGAAAAUGGCAAAACUGAAAAGUGAAUGGAAGAAGAGGGAAGGUUUAGCUUGA
Messenger RNA from Arctia plantaginis, 549 nucleotides. The record is from the annotation of a GenBank genome assembly. NCBI's taxonomy places the organism in Eukaryota, Metazoa, Arthropoda, Insecta, Lepidoptera, Erebidae.